Macadamia integrifolia is the source of this 921-nucleotide messenger RNA. RefSeq names its product transducin beta-like protein 2. The record is from RefSeq and is a predicted model, not a curated record. Gene Ontology annotation, molecular function: protein binding. Lineage: Eukaryota; Viridiplantae; Streptophyta; Magnoliopsida; Proteales; Proteaceae.
AGUGCGGUAACGUGGUUAUGCUUUGCUCCAAAUUCAGAACAAAUCAUCACAGCAUCUAAGGAUGGUUCAAUGCGGAUAUGGAAUAUCAAUGUUCGGUAUCAUCUUGAAGAGGACCCAAAGACUUUGAAGGUCUUCCCAAUUCCACUUUGUGAUUCAAAUGGCUCCGCUUUGCACUAUGAUCGUCUCUGUCUUUCUCCUGAUGGAAAGAUAUUGGCAGCCACACAUGGUUCAACAUUGCAGUGGUUGUCUGCAGAAACUGGGAAGGUGUUGGAUACAGCUGAUAAAGCACAUGAAGGUGAUAUUACAGGCAUUGUGUGGGCACCUCGGACUAUCCCAAAGGGGGGUGAACUUGUUACUGUAUUAGCCACUGCUGGUGUUGAUAAGAAAGUGAAGCUUUGGAUGGCUCCAUCUGUCCAUCCAUCAUAAGGGAUCUAUGAAUGCAUCAUGAUCAACCAUCAACAAAUGGUAAAGUCGAUCAGAUUUUGUCAUAGAAGUGCCGAUAAAUAUGCUACAUGGGAUUUUGGCCUAAUCUCACCUGAGAUUCGAAAGUUCUGACCAAUAUUUCAUCCUUAAACUGCUUACCUUGUGCGGGAAGUAAAAUACAGUCCUUGUUGGGCAAGAUAGAUGUGUGAGUGAACAGAUUUUCUCAACUGCACAAUCUCAUUGGAGAGUUUUGGUGAUUAGAGAAGGCUUAUAUACUGUAGAUAGUUGUAUGCAUCUACAGUAUCAAAUAAAAUGUAGAGGGUGAAAAAGCUUUUUUUUUUUUAUUUCGUCCAAAAAUUAAUCCCUGAAGCCUAGAUGUCUCUCUGGUAAACAUGAAAUCCUUGGUGGAGCCUUUACAUAUGCUAAAUUAUCUUACUUACCUUCUUCUAUGGGUUGCAAAUAUGCAAAAUCCAUUAAAAUUCGGUCAUUUGAGAGGCA